Branchiostoma belcheri (Belcher's lancelet) is the source of this 754-nucleotide messenger RNA. RefSeq lists its product as uncharacterized. Bases 1 to 753 code for a protein of 250 amino acids. The record is from RefSeq and is a predicted model, not a curated record. The transcript has 7 exons. NCBI's taxonomy places the organism in Eukaryota, Metazoa, Chordata, Leptocardii, Amphioxiformes, Branchiostomatidae.
AUGUCGGCUCCAGCCCCUACUAAAGUUGAUACGGAUGCGUCCCUGAAACUACUUGAAGACAAGUUAAAGCGCCUCGAGUACAAGUUCUCCAAGCAGUACAUAGUGGUGGAGGAUCUGAGGACGUCCAUGGUGCAGCUGAAGGACGCUCUGGCUAAGUCCGUCAGUUCAGCGGUGGAAGAAGAAAAAUACGCCGACUUGGCGGCCAUGGUUAAACUAAACACACAUAACAUCCAAAACCUGAGCAGCAUCGUCGCAACAGCACUGGCAGCGAACAACAAACCCGCCGUGCAGACAUCACUGUCAACACAAGUAGAAGUCCAAGCACGACCACUUCAAACAAAGCCCGGUGAAGAAUGCCACAUGUAUCACUGUUUCAAACUCCACGUGAGGGCCACUGGUCGUAAUAACGCAGAACAAACUUGCCGAGGGGAGGGAGGGCAUCUUGUCAUGGCAAAAACCAGAGAACUCUACGAUUUUGUUGUUCAAAUGAAGAACCGACAUCACCGCGAUGCUCAGUUCUGGUUUGGUGCCAGGUACACGGAUGACACGGACUGGGUGUAUCCCGAUGGAACCUCUGUUGCUGAUGCCGUGCCUUGGGCUCAAAAUGAGCCCAACGACCAAAACAAUUACCAUUGCUCCCACAUUGUGUUUGGCGCCAAGGAUGAUGAUUCACGGAGGGACCUGGUGGCAGAUGCAGACUGUUAUUCCAGAUUUAUCUUCGUCUGUGAACGGGUCGUGGCGUUAACUACCUGAA